Maniola jurtina (meadow brown) is the source of this 583-nucleotide messenger RNA. RefSeq names its product U6 snRNA-associated Sm-like protein LSm7 (gene LSm7). Gene Ontology annotation, biological process: nuclear-transcribed mRNA catabolic process; mRNA splicing, via spliceosome. Lineage: Eukaryota; Metazoa; Arthropoda; Insecta; Lepidoptera; Nymphalidae. The record is from RefSeq and is a predicted model, not a curated record. The transcript has 3 exons. Gene Ontology annotation, molecular function: RNA binding. Bases 158 to 511 code for a protein of 117 amino acids. Gene Ontology annotation, cellular component: spliceosomal tri-snRNP complex; U6 snRNP; Lsm1-7-Pat1 complex.
CCACAGAUCACAAAUCCGGAGACAAACAUAACCUAAAAAUUAGAAUAAAGCAGAUUUGUUUUUCGUGUUGUUUGCUGUUGUUGGCUUUUUUCUGGUCGGUGGUUGUUUGUAGUAUUGGAUUUCUAUAAAUCCUUUAGAGUCUAUAAAAAAUAAAGAAAUGGCUUCUAAAGAAGGUGACAAGAAUAAAACGUCUCAAGGCCCCGGGGAUAAUAAAGAAAAACGCAGAAAAGAAUCCAUCUUAGACCUUAGUAAAUAUCUAGAAAAGAGUAUACGCGUAAAAUUCGCCGGCGGUCGAGAAGCGGCCGGUAUACUGAAGGGAUAUGAUCCACUUUUAAAUUUGGUACUGGAUAAUACUACAGAAUAUCUCAGAGAUCCAGAUGACCCUUACAAAUUACUAGACAAUACCAGGGCGCUAGGCCUAGUUGUAUGCAGAGGUACAUCUGUUGUGCUCAUUUGCCCCAUGGAUGGAAUGGAGGCAAUACCAAACCCUUUCAUCACCCAGGAGGGGUAGCUGUGUAUAACUUUAUUAUUUUUUAUAUCUUAGUAUUUAAGAUAGAGGAUAAGUAAACAUUAAGGCUCAUAA